UAAAUAUCCAAGAUGAGCACAUCAGGGAUCACAAUCACCUUGAGUCCACUAGUAAUCAUGAACAUUACUGACCAUUACACUAGAAUGAGAUACAUCAAGGAGUCCUUGGAAGCCAAGGUGUUUGGAGUCCUCCUUGGGAAACAAGAAGGAAAGAACAUCAGAGUGCUCCAUAGCUUCGAAACUAAGUUUGAUGAGGAACAGAUGGCCAUUGAUAAGCCUUAUACUAAUAGAAGACUCACUUCUUAUACCAAGUUAUUCGAUGAUUUCGAGUUUUUAGGGUGGUACACUACUUGCACUAGUGAAUCAGAGGAAGACUCAAGCGAACUAGAGCAGAGCGUAUACAAACAAUUUGAGGUUUUCAGAGAAAAUCCCCUAUUCCUUAAGAUGAACGUAUCUUUAGAAAGAAGACUCGAAGAGGAGAAGAAGGGUCACUCCAAAAAGGACAUGUCACUGUCUAUAUUUGAGAAAAAUGAUACUAAAAAGUUAGUUAAAUGUGACUAUAUGGUUGAACCAACUGAAACAGAAAGGAUUGCACUUGAUGAUGCCAAGAAGGAUAUCAGUUCUGCCAAGGAUAAGUCACAGCUUAGCGUUAACUUGACAACUACUCUGAACUCAAUUAAGCUCCUGAGGAAGAGUGUGAUGUCUUUGAUACAGAUGAUCCAAAAUAUGCCAGAAAUCAAGAAAAAUCAUGAAAUUAUGAGACAGAUUACAAGUAUUUGCAAUAGACUUCCUCUUGUUAGUGAUAAGAAUGAAUAUAGUGGGGAGCUAUUCACAGAAUACUCUGAUAUCCUUCUGAUUAACCAAUUAGGUGUACUUAACAAAGCUGUUGAACAAGUGCAGGAGUUUAAUGGGCAUAAAACAUUAAAAUCUAUCGAAGAAAUAUUUUAG
Moneuplotes crassus is the source of this 888-nucleotide messenger RNA. The record is from the annotation of a GenBank genome assembly. Lineage: Eukaryota; Ciliophora; Spirotrichea; Euplotida; Euplotidae.